Penicillium expansum is the source of this 606-nucleotide messenger RNA. RefSeq names its product DNL-type zinc finger protein. The transcript has a single exon. Bases 1 to 606 code for a protein of 201 amino acids. The record is from RefSeq and is a predicted model, not a curated record. NCBI's taxonomy places the organism in Eukaryota, Fungi, Ascomycota, Eurotiomycetes, Eurotiales, Aspergillaceae. Gene Ontology annotation, cellular component: mitochondrion. Gene Ontology annotation, biological process: protein import into mitochondrial matrix; protein folding; protein stabilization. Gene Ontology annotation, molecular function: protein-folding chaperone binding; zinc ion binding.
AUGCGCCAUUUCACCUUGGGUCUCCGCCCAUUGAAUGCCCUUGUGUCGCAAGCACAGUCUUACACUACGGUUGCGCGUACACAAUCCUCACGCUUCCUCUCAACACAAUCUCUCUCUCUAAACUCAGCACGCCCAUCAUCUUUUCUCCCUCGCUCGCACCGCAUCCUCGCCCAGACUCAACUCCGAUACAACUCCCGCGCUCCUCGCCCUCUCACUGAAUCACCCAAGAGCCAGAGGGAGCAAGAGGCUGAAUGGGAGGCUUUGAACCAGGAGCGUCGCAAGAAUGAGGAAGCUUACCGUAUUACAUUCACCUGUAAGCCGUGUGGUCAUCGGUCUGCGCACCGCAUGUCCAAGCAAGGCUACCACCGUGGAACUGUCCUUAUCCAAUGUCCCUCGUGUGACUCGCGCCAUGUCAUGAGUGAUCACCUUGGUGUCUUCUUUGAAGAGAAGACAACCCUAGAGGAUAUUUUGAAGGAAAAGGGUCAGACAUUGACCCAUGGCCACACCGAGGGCAACCUGGAAUUCUGGGAGGAUGGGUCUGUGAAGAGUUAUGACUUGGAGGGUAAAGAAAUCCUAGGAGCACGCGAUGAUGAUAAACCGGCUUAA